Cyphellophora europaea CBS 101466 is the source of this 1134-nucleotide messenger RNA. RefSeq lists its product as uncharacterized. The transcript has 3 exons. Bases 1 to 1134 code for a protein of 377 amino acids. Gene Ontology annotation, molecular function: RNA binding. The record is from RefSeq and is a predicted model, not a curated record. Lineage: Eukaryota; Fungi; Ascomycota; Eurotiomycetes; Chaetothyriales; Cyphellophoraceae.
AUGCGGAACUUUUUUUAUCGAGGACGCCAUGUAGUUGAGCCUCCGUGUACUUUACAACUCUCCUUUACUUCUUCAAUUUGUAUCAUAGCAUAUCUUCCAUCAAAGUCGCCCAGAAUGUUUGCCCUCCGUCGCAGCGCGCUGCGCAUCCUUACUUCCUCACCUGCGUCUUUCGCCAACAAGCCCCGGACCUUCACUUCAUUAUCUUGCCACACCCUCCGCCAGACCAAGCCUGCUUCACAGUUUUUGUUCUACCAGCGAAGAUGGGCCACAACCGAAGCCGAGGAGCAGAAGGACGCAGAGGAGGCUCCCAUCUCGAAAUUGCAGCCAACUUCAGCUGAGGAGGUCGAGAACGCCAUUGAAUCGGACAAUGCGCAAGCUGCAGCUACCGAGGCUUCCAACAGCUCCGGUAACUUCGCAGGUGCGCCCGCCGGCGGUGAUGCCCCUGGGCUGUUCAGCAUGUCUGGGCAAAGUAGCCGUUUGGAUUCCGACCGCAGCGAGCGCUUAUCCGUGCCCAAACCUACCGUCUACGUUGGAAACCUUUUCUUCGACGUUACCGAGGACGACGUUUCUCGCGAGCUGGGUCGCUUCGGUCAGAUCAAGCACGUGCGCCUGCUGCGCGAUUCGCGCGGGCUGAGCAAAGGGCAAGGCUCUCCCUUCCAAAAUUUACCGAAAUCCAUAACUGACAUCUUCUCAGCCGCUACGGCCGCCAUCGAAGCUCUGCACCAGCAGAUCUACGAAGGUCGCCGCCUCGUCGUACAGUACGCUGCGUACACCACCGAAGAGAUGAACAAGCGCCGUCAACAGCGGCAGCCCGAUACAGGAAGCCAGGAGCCCAAGAACCCUCCAUCCAAGACGUUGUUCAUCGGAAACAUGUCGUUCGAGAUGACGGAUCGUGACCUCAACAACCUGUUCCGCGGUAUUCGCAACGUGGUCGACGUACGUGUCGCCAUCGAUCGCCGCACCGGCCAGCCCCGUGGCUUUGCCCACGCCGACUUCAUCGACAUCAAGAGUGCCAUGGAGGCCAUGAAGGUGCUCAAGGAGAAGGAAACCUACGGCCGCAGGCUGCGCGUUGACUACAGCUUUGGCAACACUGUGGCGCCGAAGAACCAAUCGCCCCCUCCCAGCCAGCAGUAG